Messenger RNA from Mercurialis annua (annual mercury), 1226 nucleotides. RefSeq lists its product as uncharacterized. Bases 311 to 895 code for a protein of 194 amino acids. The transcript has 7 exons. Gene Ontology annotation, cellular component: RNA polymerase III complex. Gene Ontology annotation, biological process: transcription initiation at RNA polymerase III promoter; DNA-templated transcription. NCBI's taxonomy places the organism in Eukaryota, Viridiplantae, Streptophyta, Magnoliopsida, Malpighiales, Euphorbiaceae. The record is from RefSeq and is a predicted model, not a curated record.
GCCAACAAAUCUCGGCCAGUAAAAAAGACAAAAGUACAUCAAAAUCAUUUCUCCCGUAAAGGAAAGUUUAAAUCUGAAAUAAUGGCGUAAACGACGUCGUGGUAAGCCUUAUAUGAAAGUCUACGUUAUGAAUCAAAACCCUGUUUAUACAUCCUUUCUUCCUGUUUCCCGCCGACGGAAUAUUCAUCUUUUUGUCUCCCUCCGUUCACAAAUAGGGAUUUUGAAAACGGAUUAGGGCUUUGUUCUUAGCAACGACGAAAACAACGGCUGAAACGACGUCGUUAGAAGGAAACCAAUUGCAGAAGUAGUAAUGUUCUAUCUAAGCCUAAUAGAGCACACAUUGCGUUUGCCUCCGUCUCUCCUCAGUCUUCCUCUUCAAGAUGCUAUCAAAAAAGAGCUUGAAAAUAUCUUUUUAGACAAGGUUAUUGCGAAUUUAGGGCUCUGCAUUUCAAUUUAUGACAUCAGAAAUAUUGAUGGCGGGUUUAUCUUCCCUGGAGACGGUGCUUCAACAUAUACGGUGGAAUUUAGAAUGCUUGUGUUUCGUCCAUUUGUAGGGGAGAUAAUCACUGCAAAACUUAAAGAAUCCAACAAUGAUGGUUUGCGUUUGUCAGUUGGAUUUUUUGAUGAUAUUUACAUACCAGCGCAUCGUUUACCAAAGCCAUCUCAUUCUCAGCAGGACCCUGAGAAGAGAUAUCAGGCUAUUUGGACAUGGAAAGUUGAAUCCGAAGAUGAUGACAUGCAGUUGAGUAUUGAUGGUUUCGAUGAGAUUAAGUUUCGAGUUGACAGUGUAAAGUAUCCUCCAAUUCCAAUUGAGCAACCAGAAAAGCCAUUUGCCCCUAUGAUUAUUUCGGGUUCUCUUGAUUACGAAGGUUUAGGCCCCGUGUCAUGGUGGUAAUGCAGGAAAUGGUUUGGGAAAAUUGUGGCUUAAAUUAUGAUUCCUUCAUUUCUGGUGGUUGUGUUUCGAUCAUAUGCAAUGAUAAAUCAGCCGAUCCUAACAAAAUGUUUCGAGAAGAGACUAAUCACCCAGAAGAAAUAUUAUCUCUAGGAGCUUGUAGAGUAAAUUUUUCCAUUUUAUUGCAGAGGUGGUAAUGUGGUAUGCAUCGAAUUUUUGCUAGCCUCUUUCACAAUUGUAAUUGAGAAAAUUGAAUACUUUUACAGUUGUGGUUGUGUUCUUCAUCACUAUUUUUGUUGGCAUAAUGCAUUUUGGUCCCUGUACUUCGUCAUCA